AUUCCCAUCCUUUUCCUCCAUUUGUCAUGUCCCUCUCCAAAAACCCCUAAAACGCCGCCCUGAAACCCCGAAAAUUCUUGCAGUCUGAUCUCGAUUUGAAGCCCCGAUCUCUACGAUCGCCCUUUAAAUGGGCUGAUUUGAGUUAAUUUUUCGAUUAAUUGAAGAGAUCGAGAAGUUCUCUCCUCAAAAUAGUUUUUUACCUUGUUUUUCUUUAGGCGUUGGAUUAGGGUUUCUGAGAGCAUCGACGAUGCCUUCGGUGCUCAGGGAGUUCCUCCGCCGCUCAAUGAUGAUCCCCUCCACGACGUCCUUCCAUGGCGGAUCUUGCUCUCAUCGCCUGAAACAGCUGGAGAAAUGGAAUCGGCGUGGUAAUUUGAGUUGACGCUAGAUUUUUAAGGAUGUCGAUCGUGUCGUUUUAGGGUUUCUUCUUCUUCUUCUCCUUCUCCUCCUCUUUCUUUGUCUUUCUUGGAUCUGAACGAGACGAAGCGACUUGGCAUUGAGAGAUCCGAAACUUUCAUCUUUGUUGCCGUUCCUGAAUUGGAGCAACAUCAAGAAAUUUAAGAUCGAGGUAUUGGAGGUUGGAAUCAGCUUCUGUUGUGUCAGAUCCUGUUAUUGGAAUCAACUUGAGUUGUGUCGGAUCCUGUUCUUGCAAGGACAGCAUUGUGAUCUCUUGAGAUUGUGUAAUUACCACACGAGUUUUUGUUUCUUCAGCCCCCAGUACUAGUAAUGGAUGAUUCCAAACCUUAUGCAAACUCAGUUUCUGAAGAUGCUGGCAUUGAGUUCUAUGUAAAUAGUCCCCAUGUUGAGACAGAGAAAUCAGACCUACAACAUGAGGAAUGUGCUUGUACUAAUGCUGGAGAGACUGCUAAAGUAAUGUCUGGAAAAGACGCAGAUGAUGAUUCUGUUAUUAGGAAAGACAGUUCAAAUGUAGAGGAACUUGGAACUGCUGUUGAUCGAAUCCUACAUAUUCAAGAUGCUCAGGAAGGGGUAUCUGGUCACGUCCCAACUUCAGAAAAAGACGAGCUAAACCAUCAAGAAAAGGAAAACAUGUCCCAAGAGUUGAAAACCAAUCAUGCUAGCGCUUCGACUGCAACGAUCCAGAAGAGCUUGAGCAAGUGGGCAACAUUUCCAUCUUCAGAAAAGACACUGCUGUCUCCCGUUUCCAUGGAUGAGGGGGCCGAGUCAAUUUGCAUAGAACCGCCUGGUCAAAGCUCUCUGAAAUCUCAGAACCCUGUCUGUACUCGCUCGAUGUCUCUGCCUACUUCUUUAAAGCUCAUUUCUGCCAUGAAAGGUGGCCGUGAACAGCAGGGUACACCCCGGACAGGGAAGAUGAACGUAAAAUGGGCAGCAGAUGUUUAUGACCCUCCAUCCACCUCCAUGUCCCACACAGUGAAGAACCACCACCAGCGUCCCAAGUGCAAGAAGAAAGAUCAAAAACACAAGCACAAAGGCAAAUCUACUCGUGGGAGCAGCAGUGAGAAGAAACAUCAUGCCAAUCGAAGAAGCAUUGCCAAUGCCAACCUUCUGCCUCUAAGGCUGCAGGCACCAGGAAAUAGAUUGCUACAAGCAGUAGAUGGUUUUGAUCAGAUGAGCCAAGAAGUGGAGCCAACUGGUGAUAAAGUACCAGCAUUAGAUGGUUCUGAUAGGCUGAGUGCAGGUGUCAUUGUAUCAAGUGUGGGAAUUAGCAACCAGGACAAGUGUGGGAGGAGCUUCUUUGAGGCAUCAUCACUUGCUAAGGUGCACCUUUCGGCUACAGAGGCGACGUGAAUUGCAUUGCUUUGGAGAUAUUAUCUCCUGAUUUGUGGGGGGUUUAGGUCAUGAGCUUAUGUAUAUAUGUGUGUAAGUAAAUAAAGAAAGUAGCAGUAAUGUGAGGAGAUCAUGUGGACAAGAGUAUAUUUCAUCUGUUGUGACGCAGAGGCGUUGCCAGAGAGCUCUUGGAACCAUCUAUAAUUUUGGGUGAUGAUUUGGUAUUUCAAGAAAGAAUAGUGGGAGUGUUGUUGAUGUUUGUACUGCGUGCAUGUUGUUGAGAAAUAAAAGCCUCGUUUUUUU
Messenger RNA from Magnolia sinica, 2046 nucleotides. RefSeq lists its product as uncharacterized. Lineage: Eukaryota; Viridiplantae; Streptophyta; Magnoliopsida; Magnoliales; Magnoliaceae. Bases 724 to 1764 code for a protein of 346 amino acids. The record is from RefSeq and is a predicted model, not a curated record. The transcript is spliced from 4 exons.